UGCAAUCCUUAUCCCCGUCUCGGAUAAUCAUUUGGUGUUAGGGUAUUACAGCAGAGACUGUAUAACCUAGGUCAGGGUUCUCUGUAAGGAUUGCUGCUGAUAGGUUAUGGAACGUAUAUAUAUUCCAGGUCAGGGGCAUCUGGACAGUCUAUCAGCUGUUGGUACUUGUGCCCUAAUCUUUGUUCAGUGACCCCUGAUGUAUGAAUUCACAUGUCAAUCAGUGUAUGGUGACAUACUGUUGGUAAUAUACUGCUUGUGAAUGCUGGAGUGUCCUGAAAUACACCAGUGUGGUUAAUUAAGUGCCUGCUGUAUGUUACUGCAGUGGACCUGACAUUCUAUUGGUGGCUGUUAGGCACUAUAGACGUCACACGUGUUGUACAUUUCACUAUUGACAAGCGGAGCGUAAGCAGCAUGGAGUGUGAUAGUAUGUUGAAUGAGAAAUUUAAACCCCAAAAGCAUGGAAAGGAUGCAGAGGUCAAGAUGGGUCUGUGGAGCCAGAUGAAAACAUGGUUCAUCCUUCAUCUGAUCAUUGGCUACAUCUUCGUGGUUAGCGGUCUUAUUGUCACCUUCCUCAUGCUGUGUUCAUGUGUCAUUUGGCCGUUCAACAAGCUUCUGUACCGCAAGGUCAACGUCCAUUUAGCAUACUCCCACUGGUGUCAUUUCACAUUUCUGGCACAGUGGUGGUCAGGUUCGGACUGUCUGCUACACGUCAGCGAUGAAGAUCGCAAGAUGAUCGGCAAGGAACACGUCCUCGUUAUCAUGAACCACAAAUACGACAUUGACUGGCUCAUGGCCUGGAUAUUAGCAGAGCGCUUCGGCAUGUUGGGGGGCACCAAGAUCUACGGCAAGGAGAUGCUGAAGUAUGUGCCGCUGAUUGGCUGGGCGUGGUACUUCACAGAGAGCAUCUUCCUCAAGAGGAAGUGGGAGUCGGACAGGAAGACAUUAGUGGAAGACCUAGCGCGUAUUACCGACUACCCAGAUGACUACUGGGUUACACUGCUGCUGUUUCCGGAAGGGACACGGUUCACGGAGACUAAGCAUCAAGCCAGUCUGGAAGUGUCCCGGGCCAAGGGCUACAAGGACAUGAAGCAUCACCUGCUGCCCCGGCCCAAGGGCUUCAUCCUCUCCAUCAAUGGCUUGAGGGGCAAAAUACCUACAGUUCUGGAUUUAACAAUCGGAUUUGACCAGACGGGACCAGAGCCGACAUUGAUGAAUAUUAUUCAAGGAAAACCGCUGUUGUCUCGACUGAGAGUCAGGAGGAUUAAUCUAGAGAGUGUCCCAGUGGAUACAGAUGCUCAUUGCGCAGAGUGGUUGAGAAAUCUUUUUCAUGAAAAGGAUGAGAUUUACGACCAUUUUGUUCAGACAAAUACAUUAAAGGGUAAAGGCUAUCAUGAACCACGACGCUACCGGGAUCUGAUAUUCUUUCUGAUGUGGGCGGUGAUCACCUGUGUCCCUCUGUUCUACUACCUGGGAGGGAUCUUCCUGUCUGGGUCCCUCACACAGCAGCUCAUCUGUGUAGUUGUCGUCGCAAUAGCAUCAGUGGGCGUCCGUAUGAUGAUUGGCGUUACUGAGAUUAACAGGGGUUCAACAUAUGGGAAGAAGGAGAACUAGGAGGUUCACCACAUAGGGAGAGUCAUAGCCCUCAACUGACCAUCGUUUUCUACAAUUGCAAUCACCAAAGUUUGUGGCAUGUCAUUGUAUAUUUUUGAGACAGUAUUUAUAAACAUGAAUUUCCAGUUCUGAAAUGUGUAAUUUUGUAUAAGUGUGAAAAUCAGUUUUUGACCAACCUUGCCAUUAAGAAAAUGCCCGUUGAUGAACAUGAUGAAUGUUGGGCGUAUCUCAACUGAGUUUUUUGUUGAAUGUGUAAUGAAUGCUGCUGCACGAGAAACUCAGUAUCUUACGUUUUGUUACUUUGAUGCAAAGUAUGUAAUAAUAGGGUGAAGUAUAUCUUAUAAGUAUUUCAAGCAUUGUUAUUUUAAGGUUCACCUUUGAAGACUGAAAAUGAACUCUCUUUUUUAAUCAGGAAAAAUAUACAGUGUUAGCAAGAUUUUAUUUCUUUCUGUUUUUUACCUGUCCACAUUUUAAGGGAUAAUAAUUUGAAUUCAUUAGUCCUGACUAAUUUAAGUUGUUAUUUUAAGGAUUUUCUUGGUCAGUAUGCCCAGUGUUGAUUUGGUGUUAAUUUAAAAAAAACAUCUGAAUAUAUUUUGACACAUACAAAAAGUUAAAAAUAAAAGUUAAAACUGGUUACUAUUUGCUACUUUCGCAUGCAUAUAAUAAGGAAUUAAAAUAGUCUUGGUAUUCAAUAUCACACGUGUUUCCUGUUACAUUUGAAUAUGUUCCCCAAACUCCAAGGAUGCCAACAAUUAUGAUUAAGGCAGAAGUAUUGCAAUACUUUGAACAAAAUAAUGUAAUAUAUAUUAUGAAUUUUACGGGGGAAAAAUUCACUGUUUAUUUUAGCAAGAUAUUGACCUUGCUGCUACAUAUCAGCAUUGUCACAUUAUAAAGAAUAUUUUUAUUAUCAAAACCAUAGUCAUGCUAAUAAUAAUUACUAAUUGAAAAUGACUUAAUUGAGAUGACAGUUGACUAAGAAGUUACUAAAGUGCAUCAACCAGUGUCACGCUGACUUUUAAAACUGCCAAACUCUGAAAAUAACCAGUCAGCCCUAUUUUUUGUCAGUCCCAACUUUCAACAAACGAAAACACACAUGUAAAUUACCUGGUUUUAGUUCUUUCAACAUCAUGUUCAGUGCAAAGACUUCAUCUCUGAAGUAACUUAUUCAGAUCUACUAAAAGUUCAGUCACAAUGUGCUCUCUUUUCCUAAAUUUCGAGUUGAGGCUGCUACAAAUGUAUAUUUGACCUCAAAGCAAAGCAAAAUGUUAUUUUCUUGCACUAAAAAUAGACACGGCAAAACCCUGAUGGUAGCAGACAUUUGACUUCUUUAAAAAAAUACUUUUAGGUACCGAACAUUAUUUGCCGGUCCAAGCCUAAAUUUACCCGUAAAUAACAGGUAAAUACCAGUAAAUGAGAACAUUGAUCAACUUGGUGUUGGCAUCUCUGAAAGUCAAGGGAAAGUCAAUAUCAUCAGACAGUUUAAAACACAAAUAGAAUGCUCACAUUUUUUGUGUGUAAGGUUAUUUCUUAUGUUUGUAAAACCUGUGUAUAUGGCCCGGUGCUUGAUCUAUGCAUAGUCCCCUAGAAUAAAGACCAAGAACACUUAGCAUAGCAUAUACUCACCGCUAAAAGAAACGCGAACCAUAGGAACAUUUUGAGAAGUAUGUACGUGAAGAAGAGAUGUUUCGAAUGUGUAGUACUUAAUCACAAAACUAACAGUCAAGUGUUACCACAGACUGUUUUUGUUCUUAUAAUGAUAUGCUGUACGUGAUUUCCAAACUUAAAACACUAAUCCUGCACAUGACAAAAUGGUGCAUCUCGAGUCAUGGAUCUAUGACAUCACAUGUGAUGCGUUCAUGAGCAUCGGUUCACACAACAUAACAGUAUGUUUAUUUGUGCUUUGAACCAAUCUAAUAUCUCUUGAAUAUAAGUAAUUCUUCAUAUAUUAACCAUGUAUGGUAUUCGCUUUUCUUUUGUCGGUGAGUAUAUUUCAACUAGUGACAUGUCGUGCUUUGUCAUUUUUAUGCACAAAGCUUAAAAGUAGCUGUUAUAUGUACCAUAUUUAUGAAUGAAUAUAUGAUAUCUCAUAUUUGAGACAACCUCUGAAAAUGCUAAUUAGGUAGCAUCAUUUUCAGACGGUGUGGAUUCAAUCUCAUUAAAAUCAGAUCUUAGUUCUCGCUACCGCUGAACAAAGAUUUGAGGACAUCCCAUUACAGGUCACGUCAUACCGACUUUGCGCGAACUUU
Messenger RNA from Haliotis rufescens (red abalone), 3857 nucleotides. Its product is annotated as 1-acyl-sn-glycerol-3-phosphate acyltransferase gamma-like. The transcript is spliced from 9 exons. Gene Ontology annotation, cellular component: endomembrane system. Gene Ontology annotation, molecular function: 1-acylglycerol-3-phosphate O-acyltransferase activity. NCBI's taxonomy places the organism in Eukaryota, Metazoa, Mollusca, Gastropoda, Lepetellida, Haliotidae. The coding region runs from base 412 to 1611 and encodes 399 amino acids. The record is from RefSeq and is a predicted model, not a curated record.